Sipha flava (yellow sugarcane aphid) is the source of this 449-nucleotide messenger RNA. Its product is annotated as EKC/KEOPS complex subunit bud32-like. The transcript has a single exon. Gene Ontology annotation, biological process: protein phosphorylation. The coding region runs from base 30 to 449 and encodes 139 amino acids. NCBI's taxonomy places the organism in Eukaryota, Metazoa, Arthropoda, Insecta, Hemiptera, Aphididae. Gene Ontology annotation, cellular component: nucleus; EKC/KEOPS complex; cytosol. Gene Ontology annotation, molecular function: protein serine/threonine kinase activity. The record is from RefSeq and is a predicted model, not a curated record.
GAUUGUAAAUUACAUAAAUCAUCCCAAUUAUGGAGUUAUAUAAACAAGGAGCAGAAUCAAAAAUAUAUUCUACAAUAUAUUUUGAUCGGAAAGCUAUUAUAAAAGAACGAUUUUCUAAACAAUAUAGAAAUAAAUUGUUGGAUCAAACUUUACGAAAAGAACGUACUAAAGCGGAAUCCAAAGCUAUUUUAAAAUGUAAACAAGGUGGAAUUGUUACUCCUGCUAUAUACUCCUUAGAUUUAAAUGACUGUAAAAUAACAAUGGAAAACAUAAAUGGUCAAACAAUUAAUGACUAUCUGAUUAAUAUGGGAAAUAAGAAAGAUGAUAAUGCUAAGUUAACAAGUAUAUUGAUGAACAUCGGGGCUAUUAGGACUUUUAGGAGAAUAAUCAGGACCCUAAACUGUAAUAAAAAACCAAUCAAAACCUUUUGUUUGAUUUAUUCCGAAUAA